Vitrella brassicaformis is the source of this 2569-nucleotide messenger RNA. NCBI's taxonomy places the organism in Eukaryota, Vitrellaceae. The record is from the annotation of a GenBank genome assembly.
UCCUGGCGAACGUCACUUCUGCAGCCAACACUUCGCCGCUGCACCCACCCAUGAGCGCGCCCAACCUGCGCCGCCUGAUGGCCACAGCCGUGGAGGCCAAUCCCGAUCAAGCUAGACCCCGAUGAGACGAGGAGGCGACUGCGCUGUUCAGAGGCGAGAAAAAAAGUGAGUGCCGCGGUUUGAAGCUGCACCCCCGCCACCACCAGCACACACAAGGCGCCCCACCCGUGUAUCACAGGGGCGGACAAGUCCGUGGAGGACCAUCUCGUGCUGCAGCGCGCAGUCGGUCGACUCCCUCCCUCGGCAUGGCCGAUGUGGCCGAUGAAGUCGAGCGGCCUCCUGGUGACGGCGCGGGGAAGCAGAGGAGGGACGGUGGUCAAGAGGACCGGCAGGAUGGCAUCGAAUCACCACUCAUGUGUAGGUGGUGGGAGGGAGGCAAGGGAACGGUGUGCAUGUCGUCAAUUCACCUUGUGUCUCUCUCUCUCUCUCUCUCUGUGUGUGUGAUGUGUGUUGCGUCGAUCAGGUUUGGGGGGCACUGCAGAGCAUCUCACCAGUUCGUCAAGUGCUGCGGCAGCAUCCACUGGCCACCCGCAAAGGUCGCACACCCGGUCGGCAUUCGCCGCAGCCACCAGCAAUGGCCAGGAGGACCUUGUGGCACAGCUCCAGGCGCAACUUCUGAAGCUGACAGAAGAAACAGCAGAGAAGGUGGGAGGGAUGGAGGGAAGGGAAGGAAGACACCGCCGGCUGUGUACGUACACCGAUUGAUGCGCGCCGAUUGGUCACACGCCUCUGUUUGAUGCGACCAGGAUGCACUCAUCGCGGCGCUGCAGGCCCAAGUGGGCGAGAUCACGGGCAAGGCCGAACGCGUCAAGAUUGCCUACACCAAGCAGGUGCCAAGCAAGGAAGGAAGGACACACCGUCAUAUGCAUCUCCCCUAUGCAUCUCCAUACACUGCGCCUGAAGACUCGUCUCGAGGAGACCGACCGAGAUCUGACGCGUCAGGCACAGCGGGUGAGUGAGAGGACGUCCGUCAGCAGCUGAAUGCAAGGUCGAUGCAUCCACCCAUGGACGCGUCUGUGCUUGGUUGGCUGGUGCAGGUGUGUGAGGAGGAGCGGCAGCAAUCGGCGCAGCUGCGAGAGCAGGUGGAAGUCAUGGAAGCAAAGGUGCACAGAAGCUGGCACACAGACAGGGUCAUUCAGGCACUGAUUGAUGUGUCGAUGGCCCAUGCAUUCAGAUGGCCCAGCUGGAGCACGACCUGAGAGAGAAGGUGAGUGACACGGGUGUGUAACACCAAGCCACAUCCAUCCAUCCAUCCAUCUGUUCUGUGUGUGUGUGUGUGUGUGUGUCAGGUGGCAAAAGAGGCCGACGUCUUGAAGAAAAUGGAGCGUAUGAACAAGGACUAGCGUCAAAAGGUGGGUGGGAUGGACGGAUGGAUGGAUGGGCGGAGGUGUAGACGAAAUGGUGAAUGCAUGGCACCAUCUACUUUCGCCUUGCAUGUCUCUCUCUGUGUCUGCGUCUGUGUGUGCAGACACGGCAGGCGGAGCAUCUCGAGCUCGACGCCCAAGCCAGCAGCCGCGAGUGGCGUGAGUACAUCGGCCUCCGCCGCCGCGUCUUCAAUGUCAAGGCCAGGCGGCUCCACGCCAGUAAGCACACCCCGCCAGCCAGCCAGUCGACACACACGGGGCGGGAGAGAGAUUGAUGCUCGCAUCCUCCAAUACUCACAUGUUGUGUGUGUGUCUGUGUGUGUGCCGCUGGUGCUUCAGAGUUUGAUAAGUGGGAAGCCGCCCAGGCCGAGAUGGCGUCCCGCGCCGCCAAGGAGUUCCGUGGCCUGCAGGCUCCUGGCACGCACUAACACACACCCCCAUAGCCACAGCCAGACGGCCAUACAUCCCCUCCUCUCUCUGUGUGCCUGUGUGUUAUCCUUCCCUCAGCUGGGCCCUAUGUGCAACUGCCCCCACCGGCCUUCGCCGCGGCCAGCCUGCCCCCGCCUGUGGUGCCGCUGCCGCCGGCGGGGACAUUCGCCUUGGAGAUGUUCGCCCUCCUGCCGAUGGCCGAGGUCCCCCGCAUGCUGCACCACAUGCCGGAGUUCGUGCACAUGGCCUUCACGCAGGAGCUGAGCAUGGCCAUGGGACUCGAGUGAUGCCCGUCAGCGGUGAGUGAGUUGGGAGGGAGGGUGGGGUGGUCACACACACACACACGCACACACACAGAGAGAGAGAGAGAGUGUCUCAGCCGUGCUCAUGGUCUCCCCUGUCUCUGUGUGCUGUCUGCAGGGCCUGUAGAUUAACUGUGCUGUUCCGUUAGUGGUGCUUUCUCAAGACUGUCUGUGUGCCGCGCCCCCUAGCUGCCCACUUGCCGCUCUCGACUUGUUGCCUCUUGGAGUGAUCCGCCGGGGUCGGGGCGGCAGUGGGCGGGGGCAGCGGCACCAUGAAUGACCGACUGACUGACUGACUGACUGACGGGAUGGAUGGAUGGCUGUAGUGUGGCUGGCUGGCGCUGUUUUGUCUGUUUCUAGUGAUGAUGUCGGUGUGUGGGUGUGAUGUGCUGGGGGUGUGUGAGGGUUUCUCCG